Messenger RNA from Alnus glutinosa, 2833 nucleotides. RefSeq lists its product as uncharacterized. Gene Ontology annotation, biological process: autophagy. Gene Ontology annotation, molecular function: protein binding. The transcript has 14 exons. Gene Ontology annotation, cellular component: intracellular membrane-bounded organelle. Bases 156 to 2672 code for a protein of 838 amino acids. The record is from RefSeq and is a predicted model, not a curated record. NCBI's taxonomy places the organism in Eukaryota, Viridiplantae, Streptophyta, Magnoliopsida, Fagales, Betulaceae.
GAAAAACAAAGAAAAAACAACGUAUCAUUUCAGAAGUCCGAUGCCCCUCCUUGCCGCUGUCUCCCACCUCUCUUAAUCGCAUCCUUUUGAACUUUCUCGGAAAGUUUCUCUCCCUCGCAUCGGUUUCCCGGGAAAAUGCUGUGAAAUUCUCAAGCAUGAGCUCGUCGGAAGCAAAAAUGAGGGGAUCUAUGUAUGUAGACAACGCGAACGCCCCGUCAACCUCAGGUCCACCGCCUCGCGCCCCUCAGGCUGCGCCGACCCACCCGAAUUCCAAGCACAGUGGUGGCAAUGUGUUUCGACUCUUGGCACGAAGAGAGGUUUCUCCUCGAACAAAGCACUCAUCAAAACGAUUUUGGAGAGAAGCUUUUAACUCGCAAGUUGAUUUUUUUGGGUCAAGGUGUGAAGCAAUGCGAGAUGCAAGAGGAGGUCUUGUCUCAUGGGUGGAGGCAGAAACAUUGCGGCAUCUAUCAGCCAAAUAUUGUCCACUGUUGCCACCUCCUAGGUCAACUAUAGCGGCAGCCUUCAGCCCUGAUGGGAGGACGCUUGCUUCUACACAUGGAGACCAUACCGUGAAGAUUAUUGAUUUCCAAACUGGGAGCUGCUUAAAGGUUUUGAAUGGUCACCGGAGAACCCCUUGGGUGGUUAGGUUUCAUCCAUUAUAUCCUGAAAUACUUGCAAGUGGAAGUUUAGAUCAUGAAGUUCGUUUGUGGGAUGCAAACACUGCAGAGUGUAUAGGAUCACGUGAUUUUUAUCGUCCUAUCGCUUCUAUUGCCUUCCAUGCUCAGGGGGAGCUCCUUGCUGUGGCUUCAGGUCACAAGCUGUAUAUAUGGCAUUACAACCGGGGAGGGGAGACAUCCUCACCAACCAUUGUACUGAAAACACGCCGGUCUCUUCGGGCUGUGCAUUUUCACCCACAUGCAGCCCCUUUUCUUCUAACUGCUGAGGUCAAUGACCUUGACUCAUCAGAUUCCUCGAUGACGCUUGCAACUUCUCCAGGUUACUUGCACUAUCCUCCACCCACAGUGUACUUGGCUGAUGCUCAUUCCAAUGAUCUUCCUUGUUUGGCGGAUGAACUUCCUAUAAUGCCUUUGCCCUUGUUGAUGUUGUCUUCAUUUGCUAGAGAUGAUGGUAGAAUAUCUUUGCAGCAUACUUAUGGGGAUGUUGGUUCAAGUGGUGUGCAACAGAGAGCGGAUCCUUCUGCUUCAGUGCGACUUCUGACAUAUUCUACUCCAUCAGGGCAGUAUGAACUUCUUCUGUCUCCUAUAGAUCCUAAUAGCUCAUCUGCUGUGCCAGAAGAUAUGGGAAACGAUUCUCUAAUGAGUGAAACAGAUAAUGCAAUUUCUCAAUCUGCUAUAGAUGCCAUGGAGACUAUGGAAGUGCAGCCUGAAGAGAGAAAUAAUCGCUUCUUCCGUUUUGGUGACCCAAUGUAUUGGGAACUACCUUUCUUGCAAGGGUGGUUAAUUGGCCAGAGCCAAGCUGGGCAACGAACCAUGGGUUCAGUCAAUGCUUCAGCUCAUGAGAAUUUAUCAGCAUUUAGUGAAAUGGAAAAUCUUGUAACUUCUUCGGUUAUGCCCACUGGUGUUAGCCAAUCUAGGGUUACUGGAAGAUCUAGUUCACGGCAGCAUUCUUCACGUUCCCGCCUGAUGGCCACGACUGGAUCUGGUGAAGGUGCUGGCUUUAAUCACAUGUCACGUGAUGAAGGUGAUCCUCAACUUGCUGUUAGCAGAAUCCAAUCUGAACUUGCAACCUCACUGGCUGCAGCUGCUGCUGCAGAGUUACCUUGCACUGUGAAGCUAAGAAUAUGGCCGCAUGAUGCAAAAGAUCCAUGUGCUCCUCUAGAUGCAGAAAAGUGCCGCUUAAUCAUACCACAUGCUGUACUUUGUAGUGAAAUGGGUGCUCAUUUUUCACCCUGCGGGAGAUUUUUAGCAGCCUGUGUUGCAUGCAUGCUGCCUCAUCUGGAAGCUGAUCUAGGAUCGCAAAGCCAGCUCCACCAUGACAUCACAGGGGCUGCUACUUCCCCGACUCGACACCCAAUUUCAGCUCACCGAGUUCUGUAUGAGCUUCGGAUAUAUUCCCUUGAGGAGGCAACAUUUGGCUCCGUGCUGACUUCUCGGGCAAUACGGGCUGCCCAUUGUUUAACUUCAAUUCAGUUCUCUCCCACAUCAGAGCACUUGUUACUUGCCUAUGGUCGUCGCCAUAGUUCACUUCUUAAGAGUGUUGUCAUUGACGGAGAGACAACAGCACCCAUUUACACGAUUCUAGAGGUUUACAGAGUGUCUGAUAUGGAACUUGUGAGAGUUAUUCCUAGUGCUGAGGAUGAGGUCAAUGUAGCCUGCUUUCAUCCUUCAGUUGGAGGUGGCCUUGUCUAUGGGACUAAGGAAGGGAGACUUAGGCUCCUCCAAUGUGAUGGUUCUCAUGCCAUGAAUUGUGCACCAUCUCGCUUUCUUGAUGAAAACAUGCUUGAGGUGAGUCAACAUACCCAUGUAUUUAUACGGGUACUUGUUCGAGGAUGGCAAUCUUUGUUUACCCAUGAUAGUAAACUCUUAAACCACACUAUUUUUUCCCCCCCUCAAUGCUUGCCAAAUGAUGCCCCCUUUCAUGCUAAUUUUUUCUUUUUCUUUUUUAUGUAUUGUUACAAGAAUCUUGUCUGUAACAUUAGGAAUUUGGUCUAACAUGAAAAUGGCCGAUGUUGCCUUGCCCCAAUCUGUCAAAAAUAUAGUUGUAUUUGUUUGUUUCCCAUCAAAUGAAGAUUGUCAGAAAGAAAGGUAUCUCUGAUUCAACAAUGUUGCUAAAGUGGUUGAUAUAGAAAAAUGCAUCAAUUCUGUUGGCUUGA